Molecule: messenger RNA, 1164 nt
Organism: Cooperia oncophora
Lineage: Eukaryota; Metazoa; Nematoda; Chromadorea; Rhabditida; Trichostrongylidae
Source: the annotation of a GenBank genome assembly
AUGGACCGAUUAACGUGGUACCAGCCAGGAGAAAACUUGGAGGAUCUUUUAUGUCAAGCUGGACACGUUGGCAUCUACGACGGUGAUCUCAAACAUACUGCAUUCGAACAAGGAACAGCUUCACUGACUUUGCAUCGCAUAAUAUGGGCCGACUCGAGCGAUCCGGAUCGUCGGCUCAUCCUUCACCACUCUCUCGUGAAAUCCACUGAGAAACACCACAAGUCAAUGUUCAGCCGCGGAGGAAAAAUAAUCGUCCGUCUCGAACCAGCGCCAGCCAAUAGUGUCGGGCCUCAACGAUCAAGUCCAUUCAAUUACAUACGUCUGGUGUUUAGAGCUGGUGGAGAGGAUGAUUUCCAUAAAAAAUAUGAAGAAGCUUUAAAACGAAAGACUUGGCAGCGUUCUAGUUCAGGAUCAAGUUCGGGCGGGUCGAGGACUAGUCAAGGUAUUCAGAUGCGACCUGUAGGCAUCGCCGGCCUCGAAAAGCGUCUGGCUGAAAAUCACCAGCGAACCCAUGAAACUAUCAGUCAGGCAUUCGAAGAUAUGUCUCGAUUGAUGGAAACAGCUCGUGACAUGGUCAAUCUUUCCAAAAGUAUUUCUGAGAAGUUGCGCUCUCGAAGAGGUGAAAUCACUGAAGACGAGACUAUUGCGUUCAAAUCGUACUUGUUGUCUCUUGGUGUCUCUGAUCCAGUAACUAAGUCAGUUUACGGUAGUGGUGCCGUUUAUUUCGAAAAACUUGGUGAUGAAUUGCGUACAGUGCUUCUUGAACCACUGAAGGAAUGUGGAGGAAUGAUGACCCUGCCUGAGGUAUUCUGUAGAGUAAAUCGUGCGAGAGGCAUGGAAUUGCUGUCACCCGAAGAUCUCUUGAAUGCAUGUCAAGCACUAAGCAGGCGACCAGACUCUCCAAUGGAAUUGCACCGCUUCGCUACGGGAGUAAUAGUGCUGCAGUUAAAAACAGCUUCCAUAGAGAGUUUGGUGGAAGCAACGGCAGAAUAUGUGAAGGUGAAUGGAAGUGCAACAGCAAGUGAACUGGCUGCAAGCCACGGGAUUACAGUCAUAUUAGCAAAAGAACGGUUACUAGCUGCCGAAGAGCAGGCAAAACUCUGUCGUGAUGAUUCUACGGAAGGUUUGAAGUUUUAUCCGAACCGAUUUCUUAUUGACGUCUAG